This is a messenger RNA of Vanderwaltozyma polyspora DSM 70294, 2538 nucleotides long. RefSeq lists its product as uncharacterized. The coding region runs from base 1 to 2538 and encodes 845 amino acids. NCBI's taxonomy places the organism in Eukaryota, Fungi, Ascomycota, Saccharomycetes, Saccharomycetales, Saccharomycetaceae. The transcript has a single exon. The record is from RefSeq and is a predicted model, not a curated record. Gene Ontology annotation, molecular function: protein binding.
AUGAAUGUGAAUAAAGUAUUGCCCAUACCAACUAUAAAAAAUCCCGACAUGUCAGAUUACGAUGUCGGAUCCAUCAGUGCUGGGUCCAACAGUGGUGGCUCCAUAGAUAUUGAUUCGAAUUCUGAAUCGGAGAAUGAUAGUGAUAACUUCAUGCAUCCUAAAGUAUAUGAAAAGUCGAGGAAUAGAAGAUUGUCUGACGAAUACCCUGCGGAUAUCCAACCUCUGAUGUUUAGAAUGACUCUCCCGUUGGAUGGCCAAAACAAUAAUACCCUUGCAGGGCAGGAAGGAAUAGAUUCCCUCACCGCACCAAAGUUAUCAAAAACCCUGUCAAAGGUUAAACGGAAACUGGUAUCCAUCCCCAGAUCUGAGUAUCUCAACUCCAGAAAUGGGAUGUAUUGGUUCAGCUCAAUCGAUGAAUCCCAAUUGGAAAAACAUCUGAGAGAGCCUUCGUAUAUUAAGGUAUAUAAGAAAAGAAGGGAUAUGACAAGAUUUAAUAGAUUAUUCAUGGCACAAGAACUAAAGGCUUUCGAUGAUUCGAAUGGGAAGUACACUAUAAAUAAAAAUACAGAUAAUUCAAGGGCUAUUUGGGUUACAAAAUUCAGCAAAGAUGGGAAACUUAUGGCUACUGCUGGUAAAGAUGGAUGUAUUAGAAUAUGGAAAGUGAUUAGCUCUCCAGUAGAGAGAUGGGAAAUUAACGGUAUGCAGGAAUCAACAAAACAAGCAAAUGUACAAAAUGUGAUACGAAGAAGACAAGUGGCCAAUGCUUAUCAAAACUCUAAUGAUAGUGAAAGUAGAAGACUUACAAAUACCUUUGAUGAUAUUAAAGAAGCAGUCAAUUUAUUUGCUCCCGUUUUUAAACCACUCCCAGUUAGAGUAUUUCAAGAACAUUCUCAAGACAUUUUAGAUUUAGACUGGUCAAAAAAUGGAUUUAUUCUCACAUCUUCUAUGGAUAAAACUGUUAAAUUAUGGCAUCCAGAUAGAGCUGUUUCUCUGAGGACUUUCAAACAUCCAGAUUUCGUUAGUUCAGUAAGGUUCCACCCACAUGACGAUCGUUUCUUCAUUUCAGGAUGUCUUGACCAUAAAUUGCGUGUAUGGUCAAUCUUAGAUGAAGAAGUAUCUUUUGAAUACGACUGUCAAGAUUUAAUAACAGCAAUUUCAUUAUCUCCUAAUAAUUCAGAAUACACAGUAGUAGGAACUUUAAACGGUUAUAUUCAUGUAGUGAAAACUCGUGGUUUAUCGUUUGUAUCUGCAUUUCAUGUUAGAGAAAGGCAUGAAUUAUCAAAAGGUCCUGGACAACCACCAAUUAUACAACUGAAACGUCAAGGUCCGCGUAUUACUGGUUUGCAAUGUUUUUAUCCAGAUCAAAUAGACUCUUUAAGAAUAUUGGCUACCUGUGAUGAUUCAAGAAUUAGAGUAAUACGACUGUCAGAUAGAAAAUUAUUAGAAUAUUUAAAAGGGUUCCACAGUGGAUCCACUCAACAUCAAGCACAAUUGGCUACAGUUUCAAAUAGACCUGUGGUUAUUAGUGGCAGUGAUGACCAAUGGAUUUAUGGAUGGACUUUACAAACAAAUGUCGAAGAAGAUGCAAUUCAGCCAAUACCCAAAAGUGGUAUCCAUAGAUCUAGUAGCAUUAAGAAUUUCAUUAAAAGUACAAUACGUAAGUCAUGCGAUUUUGGUGAGAAGCUUAAAUCUGAGGCAACGCAUUUACAACAUUUACAUAUACCCAAUGUUCUUAAAUAUAAAGGGCAUAAUACCAUUAGGAAUAGUGCAUAUGUUUCGUUUCGUGGUCAUUUAGGGAAAGUUACAACAGCGGUGAUUGCACCCCCUGAAGUUAUGAAAACAUUAUCUCUUUCAAACGAUUUUAUUUGUGAAUUAUCGAUGGAAUAUUUUACUGAAUUAGAAAACUCUAAUGAGAAGAACCUCCGCCCUACAAGAUCAACACCUAGUAGUCAAUCUGCAGUUGCUACAACUCUUGUUUCUACAGGUUCUGUACCCAGUAAGACUAGUUUAAAUGGCCAAUCACCUUUACCUCCCAUGAUUGAGGUGGUUGGUACAGUGAUAGUGUCAACUGAUAAUUUGGGUAUAAUCAGAGUAUUCCGUGUUGAUUUACCAUCACGUAUACGUAAGAUGAUUUUACAAAAACUGGUUAACGCUGAAAAUAACCUCAAAGAAGAUUUAAGUCGUCUAGACCUCUCUGUUUCUACUUCAUCAAAGGCUGAUAACAGCACUACUAAAGGAACAAAUUCGCUAUCGUUAGACGUUCAAAAAUCAUGUCUUCUUCCAAAUGGCACUAUUAAGUCUUCGUUAUUUGGAACGCAAAGUAACAAUUCAUCAGUCCCACCGCCAGCUAAAAAGAUACCAUCGAUUAGUUCGAGUUCAACAUUAAUCAUUGACUCUCAAUUUAAACAAUUUCCCUCGAACGCAUUAUGUGACGUUUGUAAUGGUACUAGAUUCCAGUUCCGUCCAGAUGAUGUAAGUUCGGGGGGAGGAGCAUACUAUUGUACAGACUGUAAUACAGUUUAUAAUAGUUUUAGGUAA